ACUUGGGUUUUAGAUUGUGCGAAAUUAGGGUUCUUUCUGUUUUUGCGGAAAGAACACAAUAGAUGGAUAACAGUAGCUUGGAGCACACUGUGCAAGAUGGCAAACUCUACAGGCACCUCAAUUCUCUAAUCGUUGCUCAUCUUCGUGACAACAAUCUCACCCAGGCUGCAAGUGCUGUUGCUUCAGCAACUAUGACACCACUGAAUGUGGAAGCUCCACCUAACAAGCUUCUUGAGCUGUUUGCUAAGGGUCUUGCAGCGGAAAAAGAUGACAUGAUAAAAGGGACUUCAUCUUCUCCCUUUCGCAAUUUGGGUGCAUCAUUGCCGGUGCCUCAUCCCAGCACAACAGCCGUUGAUUUCAGCUCUGUGCCAGAUAUUAAAGGUUCAUCAAAGAGCUUCCCAAAGCAUGAAACACGACACCUUUCAGAACACAAGAAUAUUGCCAGAUGUGCUAGGUUUAGUCCUGAUGGAAGGUUUGUUGCCACUGGAAGUGCAGAUACAUCAAUAAAGCUAUUUGAGGUUUCAAAGAUCAAGCAAAUGUUGCUCCCAGAUGCAAAGGAUGGUCCUGUGCGACCUGUCAUACGAACAUAUUAUGACCAUAUACAACCAAUAAAUGAUCUGGAUUUUCAUCCACAAGGUACUGUCUUGAUUUCUGGAGCCAAAGAUCAAACAAUAAAGUUUUUUGAUAUUUCAAAACCCAAUGCAAAGAGAGCAUACAGGGUUAUCCAGGACACACACAAUGUUCGCUCAGUAUCUUUUCAUCCUUCUGGGGACUUUGUGCUGGCAGGAACUGAUCAUGCAAUUCCACAUUUGUAUGAUAUAAAUACAUUUCAGUGUUAUCUAGCAGCAAAUAUCCCAGAGAUUGGCCCUAAUGGAGCCAUAAAUCAGGUCAGAUAUUCUUGUACAGGUGCCAUGUAUGUUACAGCAUCUAAAGAUGGUGCUAUUCGGUUGUGGGAUGGCAUCACUGCCAAUUGUGUGCGCUCAAUAACUGGAGCUCAUGGAACUGCUGAGGCUACCAGUGCAAUUUUUACAAAAGAUCAAAGGUUUGUCCUCUCCUGCGGGAAGGAUUCUACCAUAAAGCUUUGGGAAGUUGGCUCUGGAAGAUUAGUCAAACAAUAUCUUGGAGCCAUACAUACACAGCUAAGAUGCCAGGCAAUUUUUAACGAGACAGAAGAAUUUAUUCUAUCCAUAGAUGAACUGAGCAAUGAGAUCGUUAUAUGGGAUGCGAUGACAACAGAAAAAGUAGCAAAGUGGCCUUCAAAUCAUGUUGGUGCACCCCGCUGGCUUGAACACUCACCAAUAGAGCCUGCUUUUAUUUCCUGUGGAACUGAUAGGUCUGUUCGUUUCUGGAAGGAAACUCCAUGUUGAUCAACUGCAAGGAGGCUGAAUCCCUAUACAGGCGUUAAUUAUAGAGAUCACUGAAUGAACAUUAACUCAGAAAAUUUCGCCUGUUUUUUGUUCAAUUUCUGGUAAUAGCUUCAUGGCACGAUUCAUAUAAUUUAUGGGUUAAGUGAAUAUAAUGUUGCAGGAACAUAAAACACCCUCUUAGUGACACAUUAAAAGGUGAGCCAUCAUUAUUAUUUUUUAAUUUUUUUUUAAACAGUGGGGUCCAAGAACUGUCUCUAUCAUGUAUCAUGUCCUGUAACAUUAUGCAUAUAUUUCACAUAAUAUAUUAUG
This is a messenger RNA of Gastrolobium bilobum, 1676 nucleotides long. Its product is annotated as cleavage stimulation factor subunit 50. The record is from RefSeq and is a predicted model, not a curated record. The transcript is spliced from 14 exons. The coding region runs from base 63 to 1367 and encodes 434 amino acids. Lineage: Eukaryota; Viridiplantae; Streptophyta; Magnoliopsida; Fabales; Fabaceae. Gene Ontology annotation, biological process: mRNA 3'-end processing. Gene Ontology annotation, cellular component: mRNA cleavage stimulating factor complex. Gene Ontology annotation, molecular function: RNA binding; protein binding.